AUGGGGCUGAGGGGAGCUGAAAGCGAGUUUAGAGAUAAAUGGGCAUUACUCUGCAAUAUAUCUUUUGUGAUUCCUGGUCUAAAUUUGAACCUGUUAAUCGUGCGCAACAGAAAUCUAAUCAGUGUGUAUAGUACAAUGUUGGAUAUUAACCGUUGUCCAAGUAAACGGCUUAUUGUUUGCUGUGAUGGAACUUGGCAAGACUCAACAGCAGACUCGAGCAAGCCUGCUUCUAACGUGACGCGAUUCAGCAGAGCCUUAAGCGCAAAUGCUGUGGUCGAGAGAAAUGGUCAGAAACACGAAAUUCCCCAGAUUGUUUACUAUCAGAAGGGUGUAGGAACUGGCUUGGGAGAUAAAUACUGGGGUGGCGUAGCAGGACUAGGCCUAAGCGCCAACGUCCGCGCAGCAUACGGCUUCCUAGUCGACAACUAUAACGAAGGCGACAAGAUCUACUUCUUUGGCUUCUCACGCGGCGCAUACACCGCACGCGCUGUAGCAGGUCUAGUCUGCCAAUGGGGUCUACUAACACGACGAGGAAUGGACAACUUCCCAACCGUGUACGAGGAUUUCUACCAAAAGAAAGCCGACGAUUAUACGCCCGAGCAGCGACGAGCACUCGGAUUCCGAGAUCCCCUCCCGCAAUUUACUGUGGAGAUCAUCGGGGUUUGGGACACGGUCGCCUUCCACCAGACCUGGUUGGGAGGAUGGAUAGGCGAGAAGCUCGAGUUCCGGAAUACGAUUCUCUCCGAGAAUGUUCGGUAUGCGUUUCAUGCGUUGGCGCUCGAUGAGGAGCGAAUGGCGUACCAGCCUACGUUGUGGAAUCUUCCGAAGAAGAGCCACGGGCAGGAACUGUUGCAGGUUUGGUUCUCCGGGGUGCAUACGGAUGUUGGGGGUGGAGGGGAUGAUCCUCGACUUUCAAAUAUUACGUUGGCGUGGAUGAUCGCGCAGUGUAUGAAGGAUGGGCAGUUGAGUUUCGAUAUUGAUGGAUAUUUGUUUGAUAUUCCUCCUCGUCCGUUGGAGAUUGGGGUUACCCCGUGGGCGACGAGUUUGGGGAAGACGGGGAAGUGGAGUUUCACUCGGUCUCUUGAGGGGGUUCUGGGUGGUGUUUCGAAGCGGACACCUCUUGCUGAUAAGCCUGUGGACUCGGGGAUCACUAAUGAGACGAUCCAUGUGUCGAUUAGUGAUCGGAACUUGGCGGGAGCUGGUAAAUGGCCGUGGCCGUGUUCUGCGUUGAAGGCGCGGAAGGAUCCGAAUAGUUGGUUACUGACGGAUGGUAGAGUCAUUGUUGAAUCGCCGUUAUUGAAGAUGGAGGACUAUAUGAAAGGACGGAUUCGGACUGUGCAUGUUGAUGAGCAGGAUUAG
Molecule: messenger RNA, 1359 nt
Organism: Aspergillus oryzae RIB40
Lineage: Eukaryota; Fungi; Ascomycota; Eurotiomycetes; Eurotiales; Aspergillaceae
Product: T6SS phospholipase effector Tle1-like catalytic domain-containing protein
Exons: 3
Coding region: 1-1359 (452 amino acids)
Source: RefSeq, a predicted model, not a curated record